AUGCCCGUUGAGUCUGAUAGCGGCGCGGAUGUAGAACUACAAAAGAGCUCGGUAGCGAUGCUUGAAGAAGUAGCAAGACAAUUGACAGGACCUUUCAGCUUCCAGACUCUCUUGCGCACAAUAGCUCGGCCUACCAUGAAAGCCUUCCGUUUCCUCGGCCCCGACAAGGGCCUUGCCCUCCAAGAUGUCCCCAUUCCAUCUCCGGGCCCCGAACAGGCCCUCAUCCGCGUCAAAGCCGCCGGGCUCUGCCACUCCGACACCCACGUCCUCUACGGCGGCGGCGCAGCGUGGAUGUGCGCGCUGCCCGUGACUUUGGGCCAUGAGGUCUCUGGUAUCAUUACUGAGCUAGGCGACUCUUCAUUCACAUCAUUCAAAGUCGAUGACAGGGUAGCUGUUGCCUGUGUAGGCCAUCCAAUCCAAGAGAGGAAUUUCCACGAAGCUCUAGGUGUCGGCUGCGACGGUGGAUACGCCGAAUAUGCUGUCGCUCCCAUCAAGAAUCUUGUCAAGAUCCCAGAUCAAGUGGGGUUUGCCGAGGCUGCUGUGGCUACGGAUUCCGUUGCUACUGCCUACCACGCCGUCGUCACGGAGGGUCGAGUAUCUGCAUCGCACACGGUUGCUGUCAUUGGUCUAGGCGGCUUGGGGUUGAACGGACUGGCGAUUGCGGCACACCGUGGUGCUAGAGUCUUUGGCGUCGACAUCAACACGAACAAGUUUGAACAGGCCAAGGAAUUCGGUGCUGUCGACUGUGCCACAGACUUGAGCACGUUCUCAGGCGAAAUAUUCGAUGUUAUCUUGGACUUUGCAGGAGCGCAGAAGACGGUUGAGACUGCGAUAUCAUCGGUGAGGCCUGGCGGGUGUGUGGUGUUGGUGGGGCUUGCGGCACAGAGCGUGCAAAUCACGACGACGGGGAUUGUCACGCAGAAUGUCUCGCUCAAGGGCUCGACGAGCGCUAGCAUUCAAGAGUUUACAGAAGUGUUGGAUUUGAUCGCAUCAGGGUCGAUAAGACCGUUCAUGAAGGAGAUUCCGUUCGAGGAUGUCGGCAAGGGGCUCGAAUUAUUGGGUACUGGGAAUGUUAACGGACGGUUGAUGGGCGGCGUUAACACUGCACGGAACUAUGCUGAGUUAAUGGGAUUUGGUCACUGGGACGAGCAGCAAAAGAUUGUUGUUGUUGAUAAGCCAUUGUUGCAGGGCGGGAUCGUUGCCGUUUACUACCUUCCCGGAACGCUCGUGGGAUGCCUAAUUGGAGGCUGGUUCGGUGAUAGAUAUGGCCGCCUCAAGACUAUUGCCGUAGCAUGCAUCUGGUCUAUCUGCACCGCGGCUCUUCAAACCGCUGCCCAAAAUGCGGAUUGGAUGUUUUGUGCACGAGUCUUGAAUGGCAUCGGCACCGGCAUGUUGAACGCCAUCACUCCAGUCUGGGCAACAGAAGUAGCUUCUCAUACAUCCAGAGGCAAGUUUGUUGCCAUAGAAUUCACUCUCAACAUCUUUGGUGUUGUUGUUGCAUAUUGGCUACAAUUCGGCACGUCCAAGUAUGAGGACCCCAAUUCAUCCUUCAUCUGGAGAUUCCCCAUCGCCUUUCAGAUCAUCCCUCUCAUCGCUCUGUUCAUCAUGAUUUGGUUCAUGCCAGAGUCUCCACGGUGGCUCGUGAAAGUAGGUCGAGAAGAGGAGGCUAGAUUCAUCUUGGGCAGACUCCGCGGAAACGAAGGUGAAGAUGCAAAGGCUGCAGAAGCAGAGCUGCAGGAGAUCAUCAGCAUUAGAGACCUGGAGCAUGACACCGCCAAGCAGCAGAGUUACUUUGCCAUGUUUUUCGGGAUAGGCUCGGGCAAACUGCACACCGGUCGCCGUGUUCAGCUUGUUAUCUGGCUUCAAAUUCUGCAAGAGUGGGUGGGCAUUGCGGGAAUCACGAUUUACGGUCCCACGAUCUUCACGAUUGCCGGCAUCAGCUCUGAGCAGCGUCUUUGGGUCAGUGGUGUGAACAACAUUACCUACAUGUUUGCAACCUUGAUUUGCGUGUUUACCAUAGACCGUAUCGGCCGACGUUGGACGCUGUACUGGGGUGCUGUUGCCCAAGGCAUCUGCAUGUUCUGUGCCGGAGGCUUGGCAAGAGCGACUCUUAACGCUAGUCCCGGUAACCGUUCUGGACUGGGUGGUGCCGCAACCUUCUUCGUAUUCUUGUAUACCGCGGUCUUUGGUGCGACUUGGUUGACGGUCCCCUGGUUAUAUCCCGCAGAGAUAUUUCCUCUCCAAGUACGUGCCAAGGGCAAUGCAUGGGGUGUUGUUGGAUGGUCGAUAGGAAACGGAUGGACGGUGCUUCUUCUCCCCACAAUAUUCGAGAAGCUCAACGAAAAGACACUUUACCUUUUUGGUGCCGUCAACUUCGUCUCCCUCGUUGUUGUUUGGGCCCUUUACCCCGAAUCGAACCAACGCACUUUGGAGGAGAUGGACCUCGUCUUUGCUAGCGACAGUAUUUGGGCGUGGGAGGCCGAGAAGGAGUUUGCCAAGCUCAAGGCCGAGAAUCCUUCCCUUGUUCACUCAGCACACAUGGGUCAUGGCGUUGUCGACGCUGAGACGGGUGUGACUCCAAACAAGGUAGACAAUACUCAUAAAGAGUAG
Molecule: messenger RNA, 2610 nt
Organism: Colletotrichum tamarilloi
Lineage: Eukaryota; Fungi; Ascomycota; Sordariomycetes; Glomerellales; Glomerellaceae
Exons: 7
Coding region: 1-2610 (869 amino acids)
Biological process (GO): transmembrane transport; carbohydrate transport
Cellular component (GO): membrane
Molecular function (GO): zinc ion binding; oxidoreductase activity; carbohydrate:proton symporter activity
Source: RefSeq, a predicted model, not a curated record